Molecule: messenger RNA, 3880 nt
Organism: Eriocheir sinensis (Chinese mitten crab)
Lineage: Eukaryota; Metazoa; Arthropoda; Malacostraca; Decapoda; Varunidae
Product: nuclear pore glycoprotein p62-like
Exons: 9
Coding region: 538-2862 (774 amino acids)
Biological process (GO): regulation of transcription by RNA polymerase II
Cellular component (GO): nucleus
Molecular function (GO): RNA polymerase II cis-regulatory region sequence-specific DNA binding; DNA-binding transcription factor activity, RNA polymerase II-specific
Source: RefSeq, a predicted model, not a curated record
CCAUCCAAAGCUUAUCAAAGGAUGGAAGAGUGGGUAGUGUGUGUGCCUUGGGCUGGGAAGUCCCGUGUGGCAUGACGCAAUCACUCUCCCAGCCCAACCUGACAGUUUCCACACGCCGCAGUCAACGAGCAGAGAGAGCUAGAAGAGAUGAAUAUACAGCGUGUAGGCAGAGAAAAUACAGAAAUAUUUCCCUGGGGAGACGUUCACCGCCCUGCUUCCUGAACGUAUCACUCAGGAGUAGUUUAAACCCGUCCCUCUAGCCGCGAGGACGCCCGUGCCAGUCCCUUCCUCUGUUACGCCUCCUGGAACGUUACCGCGAUGAGGCCCAGAUCCAGGCACCGGCGGGCAGGUGAGCCGCUGUUAUGAGCACCAGUUGCCGGCUGACCCUCGUGCACUAGGGCCGCGUGGACCUACUACUGACGGUGACCCAUGAGAGGAACAACACACCCUGACAACACACUGAGUGAUUAUGUGCUAGCGAGUGAACAGUGGUGCUGAUAUCUAACACGGAAUAUUAGUGACUUUAUCCCCGCAAACAUGUGCUCCACGGACUUUAGCAUGCUGGACCUCUUCUUCGAUAAGGAGGAUCCCGCUUCCAAGGGCCUCGAUGGCUUCAAGAACACGCUCUUCAGCAGCUCCGAGGUGCUGGGUGCUGGCAGCGACGAGGACGUGAAGGAGGAAGUGCUUGACUCGGGGACUAUUGACUGGAAGAUGCCCAACGAGUGGGAUGCGGACGAGUUGCUCCGCUCAGUGCUGGACGGGAACGACAUGUCGCCCCCCAGCUAUGACACACCGUCCCUGGCAUACCCCUUGAGCGGCCUGGGCUCCUCACACCACACCCUCGACCCGUCCUCACUGGCCACCCCCACCCUGGAGGCCCCUGAGGACGACAUGGACUCCCUCGAGAACCUGGUGGGUCUGCCCUUCCACGCCGUGCUGGACUCCGCCGCCUCGGACUCUGGGAUGUCCAGCGACUCCUCUCUGGAUCAGCAGAUGUCCCCAGCAUCGGGGUAUUCCUCCCCCGGUGGCUCUCUCGCUGACAUGGGGUUGGGCGGCGGCGGGCUGGGCAUGUCCUCGCCUGACCCCGCCCUGGACGCCACCUCCGACGUGUCCUCCAGCAGCGACCUGGGCUCCCUCGGCUCGCUGGGCUCCACCUCCCCCUCAGGCAGCUCUCCGCUAGUUGCCUCGCCGAGCAGUCCCGAACAUAUACUUGGUCUGGAGGAUUUCCUUCAGCCCGAUUCCGGUUUCUCUUCACCGGUUCCUCACUUGGUCAACUCCAGUACCCUCGCCUCAACCACCGCCGCCCCCACGCCCAUCUUCACCACCACCCGCCCCACCGCCUUCAUCACCAAGACCGCGGCCCCCACCACCACCAUCGUCACUAGGCCUGCAGCUCCCACCAUCAUCACCAAGCCCAGCAACGCCACGAUAUCCACCGGCCCCGUACUUAAGACGGUGACGGUGGCGGCGCCGGCGAGCUCCGUGGCGACCGUCGGGGGCCAGACCAUCGUGGUGACGCAGGCCAACAGGAACGGCGGCACCCCUCAUGUGGUGCGCGGGGGGACGCUGCUCAAGUCCAACAAUGCGUCCCGCUCCAUCCUGCUGCCCGUCACCAUGAAGGACUUGAACCAGGUCCGCACCAUCAAGAUCAUCAGCACAGGUGGUAACGGAGGCGUGGGCGGACGUGGCGUACGUACCGUCGUCUCCACCGUCCGCACGCCAUCCACCACUUCCUCCACCGCGUCCUCCACCACCUCCCUCAACAGCCAGUCCAUCCGCACGGCGCUUCUCGGCACCGUCAGAGGCCAGGAGUCGAAGUCCAUCUUGAAGAGCGGAGCCACGACCUUUCUCACGACCUCCGCGCGGCCCAUCUCAACCUCCGUCGCCGCCUCAUCCGCCACCCACCUGUCCCCGACGCGCAUCAAGGUGGAGGCCAAGGAUGAGGAUGAUGAUGACGAUGAUGACGAUGAGCCCCACACCGCCUUCCAACAGCUAACUCUCUCCGAUGAGGAGAAGCGACUACUUAAGAAGGAGGGAAUCCUGCUGCCAUCUCACUAUCCCCUCACCAAGCAGGAGGAGAGGGAGCUCAAGCGCAUCAGGCGCAAGAUCCGAAACAAGAUCUCAGCUCAAGAUUCAAGGAAACGCAAGAAGGAGUAUAUUGAUGGACUGGAAGACAGAGUGAAGGCUUGUACAGAAGAAAACCAGCAGCUUCAGAAACGAAUUCGCAGCCUGGAGGCCCAGAAUGAAUCCCUGUUAGUACAAAUGAAAAGGUUCCAGAAUGCAGUCACCGGAGGAAACUCUGGACGCCUACAGACUCAUGCCUCCACCGCCCUCAUGAUGCUUAUCCUGUCAGCAGCACUGUUCAUUGUGCCUUCCAUGCGGCAGGAUGGCAGCUCAUCUGACAGUGAGCUUUCCAUGCCAGCAUCAAAAAUGCCCUCUGCAGGUAACUCGCGUAGCCUUCUGGAGGUGGGGAACAUGGGCACACUGGAGGUACUGGAGGGCGUGGAGGACGAACUAACACUUGAGAUGGAGACGCCCCUCACCCAGGCCCUCAGUGACCAUGACUACACACCAGUGGCCAAGAAGCAGCGCACUUCUGCCCCAAGAGGCACUGCCUACUUUGUGCCGCCCCUGGACGACUACCCUCCACAACAUGGGAAGACAGACUCGGGUGGAGGCUUUCCCCCAGACGACACAGGUUCAGGAACUAAAUUAUCUGCCAGAAUAAUGGACAGCCUGGCAGAUCACUUGUCCAAUAAUUACUCUGACCCAGGAGGUAAAUCCAGCAGCAAUUCCAAUGCUGUGGUGGUGAACCUCUCCAAGGGAAAGAAAAGAUUAAGGGAUGACCUUGAGUUAGAGUGAAGAUUGUGUCGUUUUGGGCGGUGCUUUCUUUGAUAUGUCGAGGUGUGCGAAAAAACCCUCAGGAGGAAGAGUGUAGCCCCUGUGGGUUGUUCUCCCCAUAGGGGCUGCCGUGUGUGCUAGGUGGGGGGACCUGCCUCAGUCACAGAUGCUUCUGCUGCCCACACACAGUUGACUCUGCAACAGCCUCAAAUUUCUUGUCCUCCCCUAAGUAGUAUUCAUCCUCCUCUUCCUGUUUUAUCGACUUGUCGCUCCACCGUUAUGUUCUGAGUCAUUCACCCACACAUGGGAUUCUGUUGUGCAAUAAUGGUUUGGCCAAAAUUUAAGUUACAUCAGAGCACUGAACAGGAGGAGGGAGAGCAGGCUUCUGCAUACUGGUGGCAUAGUGAGUAAGCUGCACAGAGUGUCAGUGAUGCAUUCCUGUUGUUUGGCCAGGUCUGGGGGAUCAUGGGGCCCCGAGCUGCGGCCCUGAUGUGCUAUAGAGGGAUGUGUCGGUUAUGCAUAAUGGGUUUGCUUUGCUGUUAAUUUAUGAAAUCUAUAUCUUUAAAUAUUGAUUGAUGUUUUAUGUGGAUAAUUUAAUAAAACAGGUAUUUACUUGUAUAGAAAUCAAGAAAAUAUUGUUAGAUUAUGAAUUAUUUAUUAUUAAUAGAGAUUCUAGUGAUGGUUUUCAUUCACUGAUAAUUGAUGGCUGAUCCACAUUGUUGAUGCCAAACUAAGUAUAAAUAUAUCAGAUAUAUUUAUUAGUCAAGGCAAAAUACAAAUGUUCAAAUUGCUCUUCACCUAUAUGAAUAUUAUUUGUUCAUAUGUUAGUAGCAUAGCCUUGCUGUGCUCGUGUAAAAGACUACAAUGUGGGUUUUCUCAUUUUCCUAUGGACCAAUGCAACUUAUUUCAUCUUCAUUUUACUUCAUGCACAUUUGUUAUCGAAGUACUAUUUAAGAGAAUGACAUGAUGCCAUCAUGUGCUAUCUGAGAAUUUUUUGUAGAUAACUAAUAAAGGAGGAAAUAAAAUAUAUUUUAAGUCA